This is a messenger RNA of Amaranthus tricolor (Joseph's coat), 1733 nucleotides long. RefSeq lists its product as uncharacterized. NCBI's taxonomy places the organism in Eukaryota, Viridiplantae, Streptophyta, Magnoliopsida, Caryophyllales, Amaranthaceae. Gene Ontology annotation, molecular function: ribonuclease III activity; double-stranded RNA binding. Bases 194 to 1342 code for a protein of 382 amino acids. Gene Ontology annotation, cellular component: nucleus. Gene Ontology annotation, biological process: regulation of gene expression; rRNA processing. The record is from RefSeq and is a predicted model, not a curated record. The transcript is spliced from 5 exons.
AUUGCCAAACACGUAAUAGUCAAAUUUUGCCUUAUCUUAUAAACAGAAAAUUAGGGUUUUCACUAAAUCAUCAGACGGCACCGAUUUAUCAAAGCUUGCCGCCGUUGUUCCUCCUCCCUUCGCCGUUGUUAGUCAAGCAGUCGCCGUCGCCGCUUACGUCGAUCUCUCUAUCGGUUUACAGGUAUUCCAAAGGAUGUCGUACAAGAAUCGGUUGCAGGAGUUCACGCAAAGAUCAAAUAUUCCGUAUCCCAUCUAUCAUACUACCAAUGUGGAAGGAGUACAACAUUUGCCACAAUAUAGGUGUUCUGUUGAGGUUGAUGGAGAGACAUAUACAACUAUAAGGACAUGUUUAAAUAAAAAGGCAGCUGAGCAGGAGGCUGCAAAACUUGCUUUGGAAGGUAUCUCUAAGAAAAUAAAAGAUUCCGUAUCCAAGAAGACAAAUGAAGGAGGCUUUCCUCCCAUUUAUCAGGACAAAGUAUUUUGCAAGUCCAUCCUACAUGAAUAUGCUGUAAAGAUGAACCUAGAUUGGCCCAAGUAUGAUACUGUUAGGUUGGAGGGGCCUAUCCCAGUUUUCGUGUCUACCGCAUAUUUUAAUGGUGUGAAAUAUGCUGGUGGACCUAGUGUAAACAAGAAAGAGGCUGAGCAGUUAGCAGCACGUGCUGUUAUCUUAUCCAUUUUGGUUGGAUCUGGAGCAGAAAUGCUUCUAUCAGAAAUUGUCAAAUCCAAAGCUAAAUUAUUUUCCCAAGUGCAUGAACACCUCCAUGCAAACGUGGAUACUGGUAUCUCUUCUUUGCAGCCAAAUUUGGAAACUGCCGUUCACAUUUCUGCAAGCGAAGGAGAGAGGGAAGGUACAACUGAAACUGGUGGUGUGAUUAAUGGUGUUGUGGCAUUUCCCCUUUUGGAGCAGUCUGUGAGCAAAAAUGAUGUUUCGGAAGGUGCUGCUCAAACGGGUAAUGUGAUUAUUAUGUCUGAGGUUCCCAAGGGAAAUUCCGAUGCCCAAUCCAUGGAUGAAUUCGGAAAGCCAGUGGUAGAGUCAUUUUCACAAGGUACUGACCAAGCUGGAAAUGAUACUGUAUGUGUUGUGUCUGAGGUUGAGGGACAGGCUCAUGUUCUACCCGGGCAGGAAUUUGGAAAGCCAGUACAAGAGACAUAUUCUGCAGCAGUUCCUCUUCCAGUUGUCACAUUGUCAUGUACAGAUGAAAAUUCUUUGAAUGCAUCAGCUUGUGGAGUGAAAAAGAAGAAUAGAAAGAGGAAAAGGUCCAGGAAGCAAGCAAAGACUAAUUCGGAGACACAGGUUUGUGAGUUGCCUCUCAGUCAAGAGACGCCAUGUUCUGUAGUCUAAUGAUCAUUGCGAGGACUCAGCUUGUGCUGCUCUGAUGUGUAAUUUGCUGAACUUUUGAAUUGGCUUAUAUCUUCAAGACUUUAAGUCACCAUGUUUAUUUUUGUGGGCUAUUUUCUUUUCUUAUUGAUUAAUACAGGUAAUUAAUGUUGUAUAUUAAAAACUCUCCAGCAAGUCGUGUCGUGGUAGAAGUUUAUGAAUGCGCACAUUGAUGUGCUUUGGUUAGCUCUGAUCGAUAGGAAUAUUGGAUAGUCAGCUCUAGUUUAGUAUGAUUAUGCAAAGUAUCAUGUUUUGUACUGCUGCUUGUGAGAACUUGUGCAGCUAAAUAUUGUAGCACAAACAAACUGUGAUCUAGUAGUGUUAAUUUUGGUUUUUGACCUUCCCUUGUCUUAAA